AAAGAACUUAAAUUGAAUCAGAUUGCAAAAAACAUAGAUGAGUUAAAGAGAAAGCUUAAAAGAAAUAAGUCACCGCUUCAUCAAAGUCUCUACUCUAGUCUUAUUCGAGUAAAUCUAUCCCAGUUAAAAUGGAGAAAUCCUCUGGCCAGCCAAGUUAUUAGUGACGACUCAAAAUUAGUGCAGGAGUUGAAGGAUGAUGAACUACGAGAUUCCUUUAUGGAACCGAAACGAAAAAUGGUACUAAGAUCUCUCCAACAAUUGUGCAAAGAAAGUGUAAAGAAUUUGUGA
Messenger RNA from Racocetra fulgida, 288 nucleotides. Lineage: Eukaryota; Fungi; Glomeromycota; Glomeromycetes; Diversisporales; Gigasporaceae. The record is from the annotation of a GenBank genome assembly.